Messenger RNA from Dreissena polymorpha, 6738 nucleotides. RefSeq names its product cell adhesion molecule DSCAM-like. Gene Ontology annotation, cellular component: axon; plasma membrane. Gene Ontology annotation, biological process: axon guidance; cell-cell adhesion. The transcript has 40 exons. Bases 30 to 6002 code for a protein of 1990 amino acids. Gene Ontology annotation, molecular function: protein binding. Lineage: Eukaryota; Metazoa; Mollusca; Bivalvia; Myida; Dreissenidae. The record is from RefSeq and is a predicted model, not a curated record.
UUUUAGUCGAAGUGCAUGACGAACACGUGAUGCGUGGCGGUACAGCGGUCUUCCAGUGCGAAACCCCGCUCUGGAGUGAUUAUGUCAAGAUCACUGGCUGGACACAAGGGUCACAGGCCAUAGUUCAAGGAGGUCGCUUUAGUAUGACGUCAUCAGGUGAGCUACACGUGCGUGAUGUCAGAGACUCGGACGCCUACAUCGAGUUUCGUUGCACCGGAACCAGCGAUGUGACUGCAAAACAGAAGAUAAGCGAAGCAGCGAAGUUAGAGAUACAUGAUCCCCCGGCAGGCGGCCAGAGCCCGACUAUCGAUGCAUACCCUACCGUGACGGAGACGCCAGUAGGAGCUCCCUUGUUGCUCCCUUGUGUCGCCACGGGCUGGCCCUUGCCCACGUACAGGUGGUACCGAAAUGGUUCUCCACUCAAUGUCAGUGAAUCAAGGUACGUCCAGAUGGGAGGUGACAUAUUUAUCCAGUCCACCCAGGCGGCUGACGGGGGCGAGUACUUGUGUAACGCAAGCAACCCGCGAGGGUACGCAGUGGCCAGUAGGGUCCUAGUAGUUAUAGAGCCGCUAAGUAUUUCAAUAGAACCCGGUCACCAAGUUCAAGACUCUGGCAAAACGGCCAUCUUGAAUUGCUCAAUUACUGGUUCCCCUAUUACCAGCGUCAUGUGGUACAAGGACGGAAACAUACUGGAACAAGACGCACGACUGGUGUUCAAGUCGAGUACCCUUUUGGAAAUUCGUGGGGUGUCCAGGCACGACCAGGGCAUGUACCAAUGCUUUGCACUCGGGACCAACCGAGAGAGCCAGUCUGCCGCACAACUUCUUCUAGGAGAUGCUCAACCAACAAUCGUUGACGGAUACAGCGACCGAUCCGUGCAGAAGGAACAGAGAGCGAGCGUCCGCUGCAUCGCUUCCGGGAACCCGACACCGGAAGUCACUUGGACGCUUGAUGACCAGCCACUCACGGGGAGGGGUCAUGUGAGCGUCGGUUCCUUCGUGGCGCCCACCGGUGACGUGUACAGCUACGUCAACAUCAGCAGCGUGUCGCUAAUGGAGGGCGGGGAAUACCGGUGUAUUGCUAAAAAUAGAAUCGGGACGGCCUACCACGUGUCACGACUGAAUGUUUAUGGCGAGCCGUACAUCCGAGAGAUGGCGAACAUCACGGCGACGGCCCAUGAGAACCUCUUCAUCAAGUGUUACGUGACGGGCCACCCGAAACCGUCAAUUUCCUGGUGGAAAGACAACCGUGCCCUGCCGGUGAACCACUUUCAGACGGUCAUAGACAACACGCUGACCAUUCAAAAGGUGCAGAAAAUAUACGAUGCCGGAAAAUACACUUGCAUGACCCAGAACGAGGCCGGCAUGGGGAUGCAACGUAGCGUGUUCGUCAGCGUGGUCGAGCCUCCGGUGAUUGACCCGUUCCGGAUCCCUCCCCGGAAGCAGGGGGACAGACUGACCCUCUCGUGCGCGGUCAGUAGCGGCGACCUGCCUAUCUACAUCUCCUGGACUAAGGACUUCAAGCCCAUACCCCCGCACAUCGGCAUCUCCGUAGAGACAUCCGGAUCAUAUAGCAGCUUGUUGAAGAUUGAUGACGUCAGUCCGCUGCAUGACGGGAAUUACACGUGUCACGCUCACAACGAGGCUGCGAGGACAAAUUUCACCGCUCUUUUGCACGUGGAUGUGCCAUCGAGCUGGAUCAUUAAACCGGAGGACACAUCUGUCAUUCGGCUGAACUCGGUCGUGAUCGACUGUCUCGUGACGGGUAUACCGGAGCCGAGCGUGACGUGGAGCGAACAGAAAGACAAUGCGUACGUGCAGCUGGACGUUACAGACCGCCACUACUCGGUGUUUCCCAACGGCACGCUCAAGAUCGACACGACCGUGGAGGAGGACGAGGGAAACUACUUGUGCAAGGGCGACAACUCGGUGGGCCACCCCAUCAGUCAGAUCAUCUACCUGAAAGUGCUCGUGCCAGCUCGUUUUGACGUCUCCGAGAAGAACUAUACGGUCGUUCGAAAUAACAACAUCACCCUGGACUGUCAGGCGAUAGGCGAUAAACCACUCUCAAUGUCCUGGAACUUCCGCAAUAGAACCAUGGGAACGGGCAAAAUAGACAGCCGGAAUACCAUUUCGGUACAAAACACGACGCGCGGCAUGCUGUCACAGCUGACCAUCCAUCCGGCGGCACGUGGCGACACGGGCGUGUAUACGUGCACUGCGGCCAACGAAGUGGCGGGAAAACAGGCACACGAUUCCACAACCAUCUACCUCACUGUGCUAGAACCCCCGGAUGCGCCCGGCAACCUGACGCUGGUGGAGCGCGGCAGCCGCUCCGUGGUCCUUGUGUGGUCCCGGCCCUUCGACGGCAACUCACCAAUCAUUGAGUACAUCAUUGAGUACCAGAACAACUCGGGUGCAGACCGCGGUACGGUUCUCAACACGACUGUAGGCGGAAAUGCGCUCACGGCGACGGUUGUCGGUCUCCACCCGUCCUUCCUGUAUGACCUGCGCAUCCGGGCGCGGAACGCCGUCGGUCUCGGGCUAACAAGUCAUCAGGUGUCCACGAAACUGCUCGAGGAAGCCCCUAACGGCCCUCCUACAGAGGUCAAGGUCAUCGCCCUGGGGUCUCAGAAAUUACAGGCUACGUGGAAGCCUCCAGCGCUUGAGCAUCGGAACGGCGUAAUCCUUGGCUACUACAUCCGUUACCAGAAGACACAAAACGGAACCGCGCAGAGCAUUAGCAGAUACCUUGUUCCUGGAGUGGAUGACCCUCUAGGAGAGGUCAAGGUUGAAUUGAUCAAUCUGGAGAAGUUCACGGAGUACAAGGUGUGCGUGCGCAGCUUCAACCGAGAAGGUCAAGGUCCCGACUCGCCACAGGUCACUGUAAAGACCCUCGAAGACGUGCCCAGUCAGCCUCCGGAAGACGUGCAGGCGUACGCGCUGAGCUCCCAGUCUAUCAGCGUCUCCUGGAGUCCCCCGCCAUUCUUCAGCCUGCACGGGGUGCUACAGGGAUACAAGGUCCUGUACAAGCCUGACCGACAGAACGAAGAUGAGUCUGACGCGAGUUUCCUAGCGGCGGGCGGCCUCGACACUGUGAUUUCUGACCUUGACCGCUACACGAACUACAGCAUCCAGGUGUUGGGUUAUACCCGCAAGGGGGAAGGCGUCAGGAGCAGCCCUAUCUAUGUCCGCACGCUUGAAGACGUGCCGGGGAGGCCGGCGGGUAUCAAGGCAUAUCCGGUGAACAGCAGCAGCGUCAUGGUCUCCUGGCGACCACCGGUGCGCGAGAACGGCGUCCUUACCUCAUACAGCGUCUACUAUUGCAACACCUCUACCAGCGCGCAGGUGAUGGAGGUGGAAGUCCCGCCGGAGUUUAUGUUCUUCCUGCUUCGUGACCUUGAGGUGGGCGUGGAUUACUGGGUCAGAGUGGCGGCCAGCACAAGGAUGGGGGAGGGGGACAGCACGCAGAUUGUCACUGUCACGCCCGUCAAUAAUGCCCCUGCGCGCAUCACCAGCUUCUCCCGGGAGGUCGUCGUCUCGUUCCAGGUCAACGUCUUGUUGCCAUGCAACGUCGUCGGCGAUCCAACGCCGACAGUCACGUGGUCGUCAAGAUACGGAGUCAUAGACAACGCGGACCGACACUCGGUGCAAAGUAAUGGAAGCUUGCUAAUGGUGGCCGUCAUUGGGACAGACGCUGAUAACUAUACAUGCCGCGCGGUCAACCAGUACGGAAGUGACGUCAUUACGUACAGUCUUAGCGUCCAAGUCGACGCUAACAGUCGAACGCCCCCGAAGGCACCUAUUUUGUCACUUGCGCCUGUCACGUCGUCAACGAUUCAGGUGAACUGGCUAUCCAGAAGCAACGGCGGAAGUACCAUAAUAAGCUACCUGUUGCAGUACCGGAAGGACCACGACAGCUGGCGGGAGGUUGUGCUGGGUCCGCGUAACCGGACGUUCACCUCUGCGGGUCUCCUGUGUGGCACCGGAUAUAAAUUCUCCAUCACCGCCCUGAACGGCGUCGGGCGCAGUGAGCCUAGCAACGUCAUCGACACGAAAACACUUGGUGGACCCCCAAUAGCGCCGACACAAGAUGAGCUGUUACGCAGCGUCAACGCGACGUCGGUGGAGCUCGACUUCCGGUCGUGGCAACGUGACGUAUGUGGUAUCAACUAUUUUUCCAUACGCUACCAGAUAUGGGGUGAUACACAGUGGGUCCAAGUCAACAACAACAUUAACUGGAAUACGACGGUGCAUGUGGUGGAGGACCUAAAUCCAGCUACUCGAUAUUCCAUGAAGGUCACGGCCUACAGCGAUGCCGGCUCCACAGAGUGUCAGCUCGUGUUCGGAACGCUCACUUUCUCCGGAAGUGUUCUAGAGCCGUUGUUCGUGACGCACAAUGACGAAACAUUAUUCUACGAGAAGCUCUACAUCAUGGCGCCUCUCAGUGCCGCCUUCGUCGUCCUGAUCGUUGUUGGGGUCGGCGUGGCACUGUUCUGCGUGCGUCGACGUCAGGUCAUGCGCUACAAAGAGAACAGCUCCAACAUCAGGCGGGACAUCACCGCCGAGACGUCGCUGAUGAACGACCUUGACAAGCGGCUCAACUUCGUCAGCGGCGACAGCCCCGGCGACCCACGGCUCAACCGAAACGUCAACCUGCUAAUCUCGCUACACAGCGACGACAACCUGUCCGGUCACCACAGUCCAUGGGGGUUCCAUGACGUCAGCAAGACAAACAGCGAUAACGCCUCCCUUGAGCAAGAUGACGAGGACGCGAACAUCAACCCUUACGCGACGUUCAACGACCUGAAGCUGGUGUUCAACGAGAACCCCAAGUACCACAAGGCGGACCCGGAGUACUGCGAAGACUCAAUCAGCAUAGAGAAGGCCGAGGCGCAGAAAGCGAUGAUGGCCCACUGCGACACUAAAAAGCCGUCCCGUGGUGCCAGGAGGCCGCCGGGCCCGCCCACCACUACCGCAGAGACGCACAGCUAUGAUAACCAAGCGGUGAUGCUGAGUCCCCGGAAGUACGCGAGUGCGGAACAGAUCCACGCGCUGUUCACCAUGGCACCGCCCCGCCCCCAGAGCGCUUACAGCAAGAACAGAUCCCAGGGUACAAGGAGCACACCAAGCGAAAAAGGGAGCCAGCGUCACAGCCUGAUCUCCAGCGUGACCACGGUGUCCAGCUCACGUGACGAGCUCAUGGAGGCGUUCGAGAACCUGACGCGCAACCCGCCGCCUCCCGUCGUGUACGAGACAGAGGCCGACUCCCUUUCGCAGCCCACCGACAGCUCAAGUACGGAGCCCGGUAUAUGCUUGUUCACGGAGUCGCCACCACAACCUAACGAACGGAGGGAAGCAUCGUGCGAGGUGCCCAGAUAUGAGUCCCCAGAGAGUGUACACUACACAGAGCCGUUGCCCACCAUCCCCAAGCCCGAGGAAUACAUGGACUCCAGAGCAGUGGACCCCCGGGCGUUCGACCCUCGCGCCCUAGACCCCAGGGCUUUCGACCCCCGCUCUCUGGAUCCCCGGGCCGUCCCGCGUAGAGCUCCCAGGCAGCACUGCGCCGUACAGAAGAUGAAGGACCCUUUGUGCCCAUCCAGGGGCACAUCGAGGGUUAACGCCCGUCCGAACUGUAUCGAGGAAGUGACGUACACGUUUAGCGAGGACGACUCGCCGAUACGGAGCCGGAAGCCGUACUCAUUCGACGAGAAAUUGCGCUCUGUAAGGGAGGAGCGGUCUGCGUCCGUCUGGAGGAAAGGCGGUCGCCGCACCCCGCACGCGCGCACCCGCUACGACACGAUGAUCCAGACACCUGGCGCGGCAGACGACAAACCGUUGGUGUCUGCACAAGUGAUGGCGCCUCAGGAUGAGACGCCGGAAGAUGAGGAAUCCGUCAGUCUUCUAGAAAGAUUUUACAGGCCAGUGGCCGCGCGGAGGACAGUGGGGGUUUUAGAACUUGACGAAGACAGUGAUUACACGGAGAAUUUCACUGUCGUGUGAGAGUAUUGGACGACUGGGUGCAAUGUUUUGAACAACGUUAAACACUGCAUACUAUGGCAUUCCUUUGACAUUCGAAAAGUGUGUAUCUCUACUUAAAAAAUGAGAUCUUAUUGCAUAAUGAAUGUCAGUGUUAACAUAUACUUGUGGAAUGUAUGUUGGCGAAACCUUUUUAAACAUUUGAAUGUGGUUCCUCAACGGUUUGAUGUAUAAACAGCGAUCGUGAUUACACCAGUUAUUGUAUAAUCCCACUCAAAAGAAUCAAAGCUUCAAAUAUCAAAUAAAAAUCAGUAAGAGUCAAAUAUAUAUUCAAUCGCUGAAAAAUAUUUUAUGCGAUGAACAAGAAGAAUAAUAUAUCAUGCAAUCGUAUUAUGAUCUACCAGUAUUUGACGCCUAAUGGCCCAUGCAGGACGUGGAUAUAACAAUGUCAACACAUAGAUUACACUACUUACUCUACACAGGCUCCAAUAAAAUCACUAUUUCCAUAACAUUUGUGCCAAACAGAUUCUGGAAACCUAUUAGCGCAUCCAAUGCGAUUUCAAGACGUGUGGAUUCAACAAGGCGUUAUGAAAGAAGUCAAGCAGUUGAGCGACACAAAAUAUAUUAAUGUAGACAAGGUUGUGAAAAAUAAUAUUUGUUUUUAUUAGCGUAUUGUUAUAAACAUCCAAGAGUCUACAUAGUAUAGAUUUAUUGGAUAAUGUAUUGGUUAACAAGCUAUAUUUGAGCCUUGUUCUGAGAA